This is a messenger RNA of Phytophthora nicotianae INRA-310, 760 nucleotides long. RefSeq lists its product as hypothetical. NCBI's taxonomy places the organism in Eukaryota, Oomycota, Peronosporomycetes, Peronosporales, Peronosporaceae. Bases 337 to 696 code for a protein of 119 amino acids. The record is from RefSeq and is a predicted model, not a curated record. The transcript has a single exon.
UUGCGUUCCCAACUCGACACAAACGAGAUCACGAGUUGCGUUUCCGACUUGAGUCUAACCGUUGGUCUGUGCCCGUUUUCCGGGCUUACGCAACUUGGACGCACGCAAUCAAAUGCCGAAAGCUGUAAUGGCGACCCUGUACACUGGAAAAGUUGUGUAUACCACUGAUCUUGACUGGUUAAGAAGUCUCCCCAGACAGUUUCGCGACCCAACUACCCAGUCGUCUUCAACCACGCCGCUAAAGGACUCAAGGACGUUCCGACUCAGCAAUAAUGUUAUGUCUACUCCAGUGAGUCACUAUAACAUUAACCACGAGCUCUUCACAGCACUGCCACAAUGAACCAAAGCGGUCCGUCAGUUCCGACAUCCGGUCGAUUUCCACGACGACGCUCACUAUCUGAAGGCCACAACCUUCAACUGUUGGGGAACCAAGUGAAGAAAGAACCCAAUGAUCGACCAACUCGGAGCGAUAACGAGCUGCAUUCUACUCUUGCCAAGCGCCCCCAGUCUACCAGUGUGGUCGUCACUGCUCAAGGCGUGAAAUUUAAAGACAAAUACAACCGAUACCAGAGCAGACUGGAGCAUCUCAUGGCGCUCGCAACAGAUCCGACUAGCUCUAAGAGCAACGCUUUGCUAGCUCAGAAGGCACUCAGGUAUCGCUACAAGUCCAUUGAACGACGGCACACGUCCAACUAAACAUAAUACUUGUCCACCUAUCUUAAAAGACUCGUAAAGUGCACACCGGUACAAUAGUAUUAUA